Molecule: messenger RNA, 1132 nt
Organism: Megachile rotundata (alfalfa leafcutting bee)
Lineage: Eukaryota; Metazoa; Arthropoda; Insecta; Hymenoptera; Megachilidae
Gene: aurB
Product: aurora kinase B
Biological process (GO): protein phosphorylation
Molecular function (GO): protein kinase activity; ATP binding
Source: RefSeq, a predicted model, not a curated record
CACGUCGGUCAGUGAAUUCAUUUUAAGUUUGAAUUAAAAGUGUCAGUUGAAGCAAAGACGAAAGGAAUUCUAUGCAAUUGUAAGAACAAUUGAUUUGAUAAAGAUACUUGUAACAUACUUAAAGUACGAGUCAUUAUGACUAAUUUAGAAGUAUUUAAUUCUCCUCCCAAUGUUCCAUCAGAGUACAAAGAAAUUAUUCAUGAUACCUUAUGUAAAAUGGAAGAGCAUGUUGAAGCUAGAGGCUCAAGGUACCAAUGGAGUUUAAGUGAUUUUGAAAUUGGUGCACCUUUGGGUCGUGGUAAGUUUGGACGUGUUUACCUGGCUAGAGAAAAGACCACUCAGUAUAUGGUGGCUUUAAAAACUUUGUACAAAAUAGAGUUAAUGAAGGGACGUGUUGAAAAACAAGUAAUGCGUGAAAUUGAAAUUCAAACACAUCUGAGGCAUCCUCAUAUUCUUCAAAUGUUAACAUAUUUUCAUGAUCACAAACGUAUUUAUCUUGUACUAGAAUUUGCUGCUAGGGGAGAACUAUAUAAGGAAUUAAAACGUCAACCGUACGAAAGAUUUAAUGAACACUUGUCUGCAAAGUAUACAUAUCAGGUUGCAGAUGCAUUAGAAUAUUGUCACAGAAAUAAUGUAAUUCAUAGGGAUAUAAAACCAGAAAACUUAUUACUUACAUAUGAAGGUGAUGUAAAAUUAGCAGACUUUGGUUGGUCUGUUCAUGCACCAUCAUCUAAGAGAAAUACAUUAUGUGGAACAUUAGAUUAUUUGCCACCAGAAAUGGUAACAGGUCAAAAAUAUGACAUAUAUGUUGACCAUUGGUGUUUAGGUAUUCUCUGUUAUGAAUUUCUUGUUGGUAGGCCACCUUUUCUUAGUGAUUCUCAACAAGAAACUUAUGUUAAGAUAAAAACAUUAAAUAUACAGUGGCCAGAACAAAUUACACCUGGAGCUAAAGAUCUUAUAUCAAAGUUAAUUAAAAGAAAAAGUUCAGAAAGAAUUUCUAUGGCUGCUGUAAAGAAGCAUUUUUGGAUUGUAAAAAAUAAGGAUGCACGUUAACAUAAACAAUUUGUAAAAUAAAUUAGAAUAUAUUUUUUACUGGGACAAUAAAGAACAUUAGGACAUUAAAGAAAUAAUU